AUGGGUGAAGCAGCUAUAAAAAAAAUAAUUGAAGGAUCUCUGAAAAAAGUUAUAGAAGAAAUCCACUGCACUAAAAAAGAGCUGAAAAAUUCUAUAGAUUCGAGUAAAACUAGACUUUUAAUGAAAUUGGAAGAAAAUAAUAAUAAAAUAAAAUUACUGCAAUCUGAGAAUCAAGAGCUCAAAAAUAAAGAAAGACUAAUUCUACUUUUGACUUCUUUUAUCAAGAAACGGGAAAUUUUUGAAAACAAAAACAAGCUAAAAGGAACUAAUUACUCCAUAUCUGAGGAUCUAACGCAAAGCCAACGUGAAGAUUAUAAAAACCUAAAAACUCAGUUAAUAAAUUUAAAAAAAAGUGGAAAGUACAACAAUUGUUACAUUAAAGGAACUCAUCUAAUACUGGAUGGAGAAAAAUAUACAGUUGAAGAACUUACAUUUAUCGACGGAAAAGCUCCCAAUAGUGCGCCGCCAACUCCUACUCUACAAGGUAAAUUUAGUCCAGAACAAACUGUGGUUCCACUGGUUGAAAGAAGCAAAGAAACCUCAAAACCUACUAAAUUCAAUAAAGGAACAAAAACAUCAAAAAUCGCAGCUACCAACGAAAAAUCUGAUAGGACAACACGAUUUGGCUCCACCUCUUCUAAUCGUUAA
Messenger RNA from Psylliodes chrysocephalus, 648 nucleotides. NCBI's taxonomy places the organism in Eukaryota, Metazoa, Arthropoda, Insecta, Coleoptera, Chrysomelidae. The record is from the annotation of a GenBank genome assembly.